This is a messenger RNA of Musca domestica (house fly), 5225 nucleotides long. It is a transcript of the gene Lim3, whose product is annotated as LIM/homeobox protein Lhx4. Bases 367 to 2277 code for a protein of 636 amino acids. The record is from RefSeq and is a predicted model, not a curated record. Gene Ontology annotation, molecular function: DNA-binding transcription factor activity, RNA polymerase II-specific; RNA polymerase II transcription regulatory region sequence-specific DNA binding. Gene Ontology annotation, cellular component: nucleus. Lineage: Eukaryota; Metazoa; Arthropoda; Insecta; Diptera; Muscidae. Gene Ontology annotation, biological process: neuron differentiation; regulation of transcription by RNA polymerase II. The transcript has 7 exons.
CAAAAAAAUCAACAACAACAACAAAAAAUUAUUAUAAAUGAAAUAUAAGUCAAAGGCUAUAGCGAGCAACGUCUGUAUUAAGCCGUCAAAAGUUGAUGGAUAAAUCCAACAGAGAAAGUGCGUCAAAGUGUGACAACGAAUAAACCCCACUCCCCCGCCUCUCCCCAACUCUCACCCCUGAAAAAGGAGGGUGGCUGCCUAAGCCCGAGAUGGGUGAUUGACAGUUUUGGAUUUUAUGCGUCGACAAAACGUUAAAAAGAAAAAAACUCCUCACUCCCUGCUCGUCUACUCUCCGCUCGUCUUUGGCAUCCAAAUCCAACAAAAGUGUGUUUAUUUGGGCAACGCAGAUUGUCACGCAGAGGCUUUAUGCAUCUGAGUUUAGCAAUGAUGCAAACUUUGAAGCCACCUCCACCGGCCUUAGCGACAUCGGCAGGAUUGCUACACCACAGUCACAGCCAUACACAUUCACAUCCACAUCAUCAUCAUCAUCCGCCACCGCCUCCUCACCUUCAUCACCAAGCACAUGGCCAUCUUGCUCCGCCACCACCACCACCACCGUUGUCAUUGCCACCUCCCACACCCGCCAUGGCCAUGCUGCCACACCACAUGGUAUCUCCCCAGAGUGGUCAUCCGUCGGUUGGCCAGCAGCCCAUGGGUUUGUUGUGUGGUCCACCAACACAUCUCAACGGCAUGGAUAUUACACUUCCCCAGCAUUUGCAAAAUUCCCCCCUGCCACCUCCUCCGGAGGCCACCUCACCGGCUACACAACUACAACUGCUACAGCAACAGCAUUCGUCUAGGCUGUUAUUACCACCACCCACAAAUGGCCAUAGUUCGGGGCCAUUAAUACCGGGCAAUGGCAGUGGUCCACAGCUACAAUGUGCCAGCUCCCCGUGUUCCUCCUCCUCGGCGAUGGCAGUAAAUGACUCAACAACAACGGUUUCAUCAGCAGCAACAACAACAGCAGCAGCUCUGGAUUUGGUCGAUGGCAACAACAGCCGAAGUGGAGGUGGUGGCAUUGCUGGCCUCCAGCAACAUCGUCAACAUUUGUCCGUUGCUGAGAUUAGCAACAAUGGCAACACCAACGACCAGGAUGACCCAAAUCCUGAAAUGAUAUUGGCUUUAAUCUCAAGAAACCGAGAGCUCGAAGCAACAAUACCCAAAUGUGGAGGCUGUCAUGAACUGAUACUGGAUCGAUUCGUUUUAAAGGUGCUGGAACGGACGUGGCAUGCCAAGUGUUUGCAGUGCAGCGAGUGUCAUGCCCAGCUGAAUGAUAAAUGUUUCGCCCGCAAUGGCCAGCUGUUUUGCAAGGAGGAUUUUUUUAAGCGUUACGGAACGAAAUGUUCCGCUUGUGAUAUGGGUAUACCGCCGACGCAAGUGGUGCGUCGCGCUCAAGACAAUGUCUAUCACCUGCAGUGUUUCCUCUGUACGAUCUGUUCGCGCACCCUCAAUACCGGCGAUGAAUUCUACCUCAUGGAAGAUCGUAAGCUAGUGUGUAAGCGGGACUAUGAAGAGGCUAAGGCGAAAGGUUUAUAUUUGGAUGGCUCCUUAGAUGGUGACCAGCCGAAUAAACGACCUCGCACCACAAUAACCGCUAAACAAUUGGAAACCCUCAAAACCGCCUACAACAACAGUCCGAAACCUGCGCGGCACGUGCGUGAACAGCUAUCACAGGAUACGGGUCUAGAUAUGAGAGUAGUACAAGUCUGGUUUCAAAAUCGAAGAGCGAAAGAGAAACGUCUGAAAAAGGAUGCUGGCCGAACAAGAUGGAGUCAAUAUUUCCGCUCAAUGAAGGGCAGUUGUUCCCCCAGAACCGAGAAAUUCCUAGACAAAGAUGAUCUUAAAGUCGAUUAUGAUAGUUUCAGUCAUCAUGACCUCAGCAAUGACAGCUAUAGUACCGUCAAUUUGGGUUUAGAUGAGGGAGCCUCACCACAUUCGCUGCGUGGCUCCUAUCUGCACGGUAGUUCAAGUCCUUCACAGUAUCCAUCUAGUCGCUCGCCCCCUCCAGUGGGGCAAAAUCACUCCUUUGGUUCAUAUCCCGACAAUAUUGUCUAUACGAAUAUAGAUCACAAUUCCGCAUCGAAUCUACAUGGCUCCAAGUCGCAAUCCCGCUUACAUGCCGGCAGUGCUGUCUCGGACCUGAGCAAUGACUCCAGUCCCGAGCAAGGUUUUCCCGAUUUCCCACCCAGCCCGGACUCAUGGCUAGGCGAUACGGGGACCAAUCCAAAUCCGAACUCCAAUCCGAAUUCGGCCACAGCCGGUGGUGUACAUUACUGAUACUCAAACAUUCUCUUUAGAUAUUUUCAAAUGCAAUCGCGUAAUCUAUUGAUGGCCUCUCAGAGUAAUGAUCCAACGUCGGCGGCGACGGCGAAUCUGAGUCUAAUGGAAAUCGAUGAACCCGAAGAUGCUGCUUCACCUGCUGUGCCACCAAGUGCCGAGCAAAAAUCAUAACAUUUUGAAGAUACUAAAGAUAACAAGUGAUGGCCGUAUGGAAUCAUCGAUCGAUUAUGGAGUUUAUCCUCUUUUGUAAUAUGUUUUUAAUUGUCCCCUCUCUCUCUCUCUCUCGCGCUCGCUCUCCCAUUUUCUCUUUAAGAUGAAAUUGUUAUUUGUGUUUAAGAAGUCAUAAUUUAAGAAGAAAUCUAUCGUAAGAGACCCGGUACUUCGAGUUUGCUCAAAAAUGUUUGUUAAACCUCCAGAAAAAUGAGAACCAGUGGCCUUUUUUGGGGGAUGGGAAGGAGGAAGGAAUUCAGAUUUUUUUAUGAUGAGUUUGGAAGAUUUUCUCGUAAAGGAGGAGAACAACAAUCGAUGAUCUUUAUGAAAAUUUCGACGGAUUUUAUUACGAGAAGAUCAUUGGAUCUAGAAAGGAGGAUCCAUCCAUUCUCAGAGGAAGAUCAGCUGAAAUUCUUAUUAAAAAUCAUAGAUAGAUUUUUUCUUCUCUGGAGAUUUUCAUAGAUUCAUGAACUAACCGAUCAACUUUUAAAAAAAAAUGAUAUUUUGUUUCCUGGAAAGACCAAUAGAUCUUGCCUACCUACAUAUCAAUUCGUUAAAAAAUAGAUGAAUUCAUUCCAAAGAAACAAAAUCAGGAGAGGCUAUUCACAUAUAUUCGAUAUAUGGUAUUCUGAGAAAAUUAGCAGAUAUAUUCGCAAGAAAAUGGAGCAAUCUCCUCGUGGGAAGAACUAUUGAUUCUCAAAACAGAAUUUAAAGAUUUUCUCUUAAAAAAGGAACAGAUCUCUUCAUAAAAAGAAGAUAGAUAAUCGGAAGAAAAUUAGCAGAAAAUAUUAGCAAAAGAUCCAAUGAAAGAUCAAUGGAUCUCCUCAUGAGAAGAAAAAUUGUUUGCCGUAUGAGAAGACCAAUAGAUCGCUUUAUUAAAAGGCCUGAUAUGUUCUUCAGCAGAAAAUCUACGAAUCUUUUUAGGAGGAGAUCGAUAGGUCUAGAAGGAAGUUUAUAACAUAAAUUGAUAGGUGUUCUAAUAGAAUGAUCAAUAGAUAUCUAAUUGAGAAGAUCGAGAGAACGUUCUCAGCGAUGAACAACAGAUAUUCUAAUGAGAAAAUGAAUAAAUUCCCCCCUGCGAAGAUCGAUAGAUGCUCACAGGAGAAUUUACAGAUUUUCUCAUCAAUAGAUUUUGAAAAAACUUGACUUCACGAAAAAUCAGCAGGUUCUGCCCACUAGAAUAUAGAUUGAUCUCCUUCUGAGAAGAACGAUAGAUAUUGUCAUGAGAAUCUGCUGAGGCGAAGAAUAAUCUUAAAGAGAAAACUAUAAAAAAACCCAACUCCUGAAGAUCGACAUACUAUUUAAUGGGAGACCCUAAGCGACCCAUCACCUCAUGGAAGGAUUGCAGAAAAUAAACAGAUGUUCUCCCAAAAAAGGUCAGUGUAUCGAUCCCCACAUGAGAAACACAACAUGUUUACUUAAAGAGACUCUAAAUCUACUCAUAUCUUUAUGAAAGGAUCAAUCGAUGCUUUCAAGAAAAAAACAGAGAUUCUUUUUUUCUCAAGGCGAAUCCUCAAGAGAAAACUAUGAAAAAUUCUCCACGCGAGAAGAACGACACGAAGAGAACAAUAAGGUUACUCACAGAGACCCAAAAUCUAUUCAUAUCCUCAUGAAAGAAUCGAUCGAUCCUCGCAAAAAAAAAACAGAAUUUCUCCUUUUCUUUUCCCUCCAAAGGACAAUCUUCAAUAGAAAACUAUUGAAAAUACUUCAGUGGAGAAGAACGAAAUCUCUUUUUUAUGAGAGACUAUAAAAUCGACUCAUCCCCCAAAUAAAAGAAUGUCAGAAAAACUAACAGAUUUUCACAUAAAAAGAUCAGUGGUUCGAUCCCCACAUGAAAAUAUCAAUAAAUUUACUUGUAGAUGCCCUGUAUCGACUCAUCUCCUCAUAAAAGUAUCGAUCGAUCCUCGCAGGAUCACAAUAGAGUUUAUCCUUUUCCUUCUUCUCUAAAGGUCAAUAUUCAAGAGAAAACAAAGAAAAUUUCUCCACUAGAGGAGAACGACAUGCCUUUUUUAUGAGAGACCUCAAAUAGUCUCAUCUCCGCAUGAAAGGAUCUAUCGAUUCUCAAAGGAAAAAAAUAUGUUUUUUGCAUUUUUUUCGAUCCUCACAGGACAUUUUUUAAUUGAGUUCAUCACCAAAAAAAAGAUCGAUAAAUUUUCUCGAAGAAGAACAAGAGAUUUCCUCGAGUGGAGACCAAUAUAUCCGUAUCUCUUUGAGAACUCAUAGAUCUUCUUAUGAGAACACCGACCAUGAUUUAUUCUUGGUGAAAUCUAUGAAUUACCUAGAAGAAUACUCUGUCCCCCUCUCUCACACACACUGAGAAAACUGUUAGAUUUACUUAUGAGAAGAUCGCUGAUCAAUUCUUCAAGAAAUUGACGGAACUUUUCUAAAGAAGAUCGAUCCAUCCUUCAUAAUAAUAUAAAAUUAGAAGUUCUGGUGAAAAGAUAUUUAUCUUCUUUUCUAGAAGAAAAUCGUGGAAAUCUCUAGUUUAUCUAUGAGAAAAUUGAUCGAUCUUCAUAUUUGCGGAUGGACUCAUCAGUCUAUGAGGAUGAAUGGAUCUUUUUAUGAAUAGCCAAUUACGGUCUCUUUGAGGAUCGAUUAAAUUAAUCUUUGUAUGAGAAAAUCUGUUGUUUUUUCUAAAAAGAUUGAUCCUUUCAUGGAAAGAUGAGUCAAUUUAAGGUCUCUCAUCACAAAAGUAUGUCUAUCAUCUCAUGUGGGAACAUUAUGAUAAUUUUCUC